AACCGUCGUCAAACAUGGCGGUCGCUCGGGCAGCGCGCCUCGCGUCUCAUUAACAGGAAUCCAUUCCAUUUACGUUAAAUACAAUAAUGUUGCAGUGCUAGUGUGCUGUGUGUUUUCUCGUGUAAAGUGAAGUGCAAUUGUGUUGCAUGAGUGGCCCGAAUGGAAUACUGGCGCGGGACGAUGGACGCCAAACGCCGGCCAGCACUGAACAGCUAACAAAAUGCUCGAAGGAGCCGGACUGCGUGGCGAUCGGCAGCCGGCUCCGCGGCCCCAUGGGCACGCGGCCGCCCGCCGCCUUCUGGCCGCAGCUGUGGGCCACGGUGCACCGCAACCUGCUCCUCAAGAAGCGGGACACCCGGAAGACCCUUGCCGAAGUAUUAGUUCCUCUGUACUCCCUUGGGGUGCUGAUAUUCCUGAAGAUGCUGGUACCGAAUCCCAACUUCCCGGAGGUGAAGACGCCUGGCCGCCUGCUGCGGAUCCAUCAUGACGCCAUCUCGGAGAACCACUCGGUUGCGGUGGUUGCCGACUGGGGGAACGCUAAUGGGACUCCGGGUUUCCUAGAAGACAUCAACGUGAUGCUGCUGGAGUCGAACCAGCAUCCCAUCCAGUGGAUCCGCUUCAACAACACCACGGAGCUGAACGACGCCUACCACAACGACGCCAAGCACUUCCCCCUCGCUGUCAUAUUCCACACCGACCCCGCCUCUUAUGGAGAACCACUUAGGUACACAAUCCGCACGAACCCCUCCCGAGACGGAGGCACCCCCUCCACCCGCGCACUCCACACCUCCCCCGCCAAAUGCCGAGAGAGAGACACCUCCAAGGACUGGUCCACCGACUGGUCGAGAGGGGGCCAGCUGAUACCCCUCUCGGAGAUGCACAGGGAGGACGUGUGCCCGGUCCUCCAGUACUACUACACCGGCUUCCUGGCUCUGCAGACGCUGAUUGAUUAUGUGAAGAUAAAGAUGGACACCGGUACAGGCUUCACGCCACCCCGCGUCGACCUCCGUCAGUUCCCGAAGCCACAACACACCGGGGACUGGCUGGUGAUCUUCCGGGUGAUCAUGCCCAUGUAUAUGGUGAUGACCCUUUCCCAGUUCAUCACCUAUCUGCUGAUGUUCGUGGUGGGGGAGAAAGAGAAGAAGAUCCGGGAGGGCAUGAGGAUUAUGGGAUUGAAAGAUUCUGUGUACUGGGGAUCGUGGUUUUUGAUAUACGCCGUAUUUGUUACAAUAUUAUCUAUUGUGAGCACUGUACUGCUGUUUACGUUAAAGGUUUUUCAGCAUUCUUCCUACAUUCUCAUAUUCCUGUUAAUGUUGCUGUUUGGUUUCACAAUCAUAACCUUCGCGUUUAUGCUUACGCCGUUCUUUGAUAAAGCCAGAACCGCUGGAAUCCUGGGCAGCUUCGCGGUGAACCUGAUGAGCGGGCUGUACUUCAUCCAGGUGUUCGUCUCCAAUGCCGACUCCCUUGCCUUCUGGUUCGUGUCCCUCAUCAGCUCCAGCUGCUACGCACUUGCUAUGGACAAGGCCCUUGUUCUGGACAUGGCGGGACAAGGCGUGACGUGGGAGAACCUGUGGAGCGGGCCGGGGGUACCUUUUGGCGGUAGCCUCAUCAUGAUGGCAGUUGACACCGUCCUGUACGGUCUGGCGGCGUACUGGCUUGACGCUGUUGUACCAAGUGAAUAUGGCAUAAAACAGAAGCCCUGGUUCUGUCUGCUUCCGUCGUUCUGGAUGGGGCGGCGGGGGGUCACAGCCGCGCGCCUGCCUCCCGCCUCGCCCGUACACAACAAGGACAUUGAACCUGUGCCCAAGGAACUUCUAGACAAGGAAGCGAUAAGGAUCGUUGGUCUUCAGAAGAGUUUCCGUCACUGUCGGCGGCCCGAGGUCAAAGCUAUCGACGGCAUAGACCUCAGCAUAUACGAGGGUCAAAUCACAGCAGUUCUGGGUCACAACGGAGCUGGGAAGUCCACGCUGUUCAAUAUUCUGACUGGUUUGACAGCGCCCACAGCUGGGACGGCGUAUGUGUAUGGGCUUGACGUCAGGGAUCCCAACGAUAUGCAUGAAAUUCGUCAGAUGAUUGGGGUUUGCCCACAGCAAGAUGUUUUGUUUGACCUUCUAUCAGUCAAGGAACAUUUACAAUUUUUCGCAGCUGUUAAGGGUAUUCCAAGUAAAAGAAUUCCCGAUGAGGUACACAAAGCACUAUCCGAAGUGGGACUUCUAGAACAGUCAGGACAAUAUUCAAAACAUCUAUCCGGGGGACAGAAGAGAAGAUUGAGUAUAGCCAUCGCUUUCAUCGGUGAUCCCAAGAUCAUAAUACUGGACGAGCCAACAGCUGGUGUAGACCCGGUGUCCCGACGUGCAACAUGGCGCGUGCUGCAGAGAGCCCGGCGCGGCAGGGUGCUGCUGCUGACUACGCAUUUCAUGGACGAGGCGGACAUACUGGGGGAUAGGAAGGCUGUGAUUAGCAAGGGCAGGGUUCGGUGUGCGGGAACGUCCCUGUUUCUCAAAAACAAAUUUGGAAUCGGAUACCAUUUAACAUUAGUGUUAGACGGCGUGUGCCGCGAGCACCAGAUCACGCGUCUGGUGCGUGGCCACGUGGCGCGCGCGGAGAAGGCGCGACGGCACGGACGGGAACUCUCCUAUAUCCUGCCGCAUUACGCCGUGCACCUGUUCCCGCCGCUCUUCCACGCCAUCGAGAAUGAGAUACAGCACCGGACUAAUCGGCUAGGUAUAACAAGCUAUGGAGUAUCAAUGACCACACUAGAAGAAGUGUUCCUGAGUCUAGAAGGAGAGAAUGCUGAAGAAACAGAAGCAGUAGAAGGAGUAUCUUCGGUAAAACUAGUGAGAGCGAGAGCGCUGUCCAGGAGUUUGUCAUUACAAAGCAAGACGUUAAGCUAUCAGGAACUUAACGAUAAGGAACAGCAAAAGACCACAUCCCUUCCAACCCCCCCAGCGUCACAUGCGUUACAUUCCACUACACACGGCGUUGAACAUGUAAAGGUAACCCCCGAGCCAGCUGUGUCUGACGUCCUGGGAGAGAUAGUAAAGACGAAACAGUCGUGUUGGAGGACAUUCUGUGCGCUGGUGUACAUCAGAACUGUGCGCAUGAUCAGAGAUCCUUACAAGUUAUACGUUAUGAUCUUCAUGCCUAUAAUAUCCUGUGCCAUCGGCUUGUAUGUGAAGUCGCGGCAAAUUGUAUUUUUCCGUAUGCAGCCAUUGAAUUUAAGUCCUACUGCGUAUGCCAAUAUGACUCCGAUUGCCUUGUUCAGCGAAGAGAGCAGUAUGAAAGACGUCCCAGACUUUAAAGACUCAUUAGAAUCGUUAGGAGUAUCGUCGAUACACUUUUUUGAUGGAAAUUUUUCUAGUCUCCUAGACAUCGACAACUUUGGAGCGUUCAGUUUAAGAGAUAGUGAAAUAUCCUAUGGAAACAUUAUGGCCUAUUAUAAUAGUACAUAUACACACAGCCUUCCUAUAAUUGUUAAUUUACUGGACAAUAGUAUUUACAGGGUUCUAAUGAUGGCCUCAAAUCAGCUGGAAAACUUUAGACCUAUAGAAGUGCUAACCCACCCAUUUCAACAGACAGAGCAGCAGGAGGAAUUUAACUUGGGUAACGUGGUCUGUGCGAUCUUCAUGGGAAUGAUCUUCGCUCUGGUACCCGUUACGUUAGCUGUCGAUAUUGUUUAUGACCGUGAGAUCAAAGCUAAAAAUCAGCUGCGUGUAAACGGCCUAUCUAUGAGUAUGUAUUUCCUUACAUACUUUACUAUACUCAUCUUUAUUAUGAUCGUUACGAGCGCUGGAGUUCUUGUACUUGUCAUCCUCAACGAUAUCCCCAGCUUGACCAACGGGUCAGCGAUCACAAUGCUCUCUGGUCUCUUGAUCUUGUAUAGUCCAUCCGCCAUUUUGUUCAACACCUGCCUCUCGUAUAUCUUCGACAAGAUGGACUCUGCGCAAAGUAUAAUGCCUAAUAUUACAACAUGGGUUGGCGUGAUUCCAUUCAUUUUAGUUGCUGUUUUGGAUACUUUUAAAUGGGGAAGCAACAUAGCCUUCUACCUCCACUUAGUGUUCAGUUUCCUAGAUGUUAUGUAUAUACCUUAUGCUAUUAUUUACUAUGUUGAUAGAGUAUACGUAACCUGCAACCUGCGCGGGUUAUGCACGGUGCCGUCUUUAAGCACCUACUUCACGGCGGAGGUGUGGGUGCUGAUCGUCGCUAUGGUGGUCCACGUGCCCGUCUGCGGCGCAGCCCUCCUCGCUGCCGACCGCCUCAAGUCUGGGGGACGGCUGUUUCCGCGGAAGCGGAACGAAGUAGAGAAGGUGGAUAUGGAGGCAGAUAUAGGUGGGGACUUGGGAGAAGAUGAGGAUGUGAGAAGAGAGAGGAGGCGCGUCGCCUCCUUGCUGGCCGCGCCACCCACGGGGCAGCAGGCACCGGCGCUGCUUGUGCAUAAUCUCCGCAAAGAGUACAAGAUGCGGGGCGACGACGGCGGCAGCGGGUGCUGCGGCGGCGUCAUACGGCAGCGUCGCGCGGCACUCGCGCGGCUGUCGCUUGCCGUCCAUGGAGGAGAGGUAUUCGGGCUGCUCGGCCAUAACGGUGCCGGGAAAACCACCACCAUGAAGAUCAUCACUGCCGAGGAGCGCCUCACGUGCGGGACUGUGAUGCUCGGUGGUCAGAACAUCGACGAGGCGCAGUCCAGCGCGUUCCAGAUGCUGGGCUACUGCCCGCAGCACGACGCGCUGUGGAAGAACGUCACCAUCCGCGAGCACAUCGAGUGCUACGCCGCCAUACGCGGGAUCAGCAAGGCGGACACGCCCAGGAUAGUGGACGCGUACCUCAACGGCCUCCAGAUAAUGGAGCACGCGGGCAAGAACGCGGACUCGUGCUCGGGCGGCACGCGGCGCAAGCUGUCGUUCGCGCUGGCGAUGGUGGGCAGCCCGCGCGUCGUGCUGCUGGACGAGCCCUCCACCGGCAUGGACCCGCGAAGCAAGCGCUUCCUCUGGGACACCAUCUUGGCGAGCUUCCAGGGGCGAAAAGGUGCGAUCCUCACAACACAUUCCAUGGAAGAGGCUGAUGCUUUAUGUUCUAGGGUCGGUAUAAUGGUCAAGGGAAGUUUAAGAUGUAUUGGUUCGACGCAACAUUUGAAAAAUCUGUACGGUGCUGGUUAUACGUUAGAAAUGAAAAUUGGGCAGAGCAAUCAAAAGGCGACGAUGAUAGAGUCAGACCUAUCAAUGACGUCUUCACCCUUGAGAUCCCCUGACAACUCUCCCUCACUUGGAGAAGCCGAUGAAGCGGGUUCGGGUACGGGCUCAAUAGAAGCGGAGGCAGAGGCGGAAGCGGAAGCGGAGGCUGUGGACGUAAGCAUACAUACGCCCCUAGUAUCUACGCAGACGCUACCCAGGCAGCCGACGCAUACACGGACCGAGUCGAGCGGCGGCGCCGGAGCGGAGGCGGCGAUAGCUCUGGUGGGCAAGCUGUUCCCGGCGGCCGUGCUGGAGGAGAGCUUCGCGGAGCGGCUCGUGUUCAGCGUGCCCCAGGCUGCCGUCUCCAGCUUAGCGAGGUGCUUCGAGGAGAUAGAGAGAGCUAAGGAAACUCUAAACAUCGUGGAGUACAGCUUCAGCCAGACUACACUGGAGCAAGUGUUCCUCAAGUUCGCUCAGAGCGAAACCAUCGACGCCGCGGACCAAGAACACUAGCACUCGGACGUUGGACAGUAAACUCCGCGCCAGCUCCGAGGAAUCCAAGGCUCCAUUGACUAACGCGAAAUAUCCCUCGCGACAUUCCUUACAAUAAGGGUUCCCGAUAUUUCAAUUGCCACCAGGUGGAGAUAUAGUAGCCGUAGGGUCAUUCGUGUUAAACGGCUGCCAUAGAUCUGUAUUUGAUACGACGAUUGACACGAAAGACCCUACUGCUGCAUUACUCCACUUGGUGGCAAAUAAAAUAUCGAAUAUCCUCAUUCCCCGGAGCUCGAUUCGGGAGUAUAAUUUCUACACUGACGAUAAGGUUCUCAAUUAAAUGAUGGAAACAUAUUUAAACGCCUUUUAGAUGCAAUUUAAUGUAAGCGUAAACAUGUAUGAUGUAAAGAUGGUAUCGUUUAAACUAGUUAUUAAUUUAUGACAGGGGCCUAUAAUGCUACCAAAUUGUUAGACAAUACAAUAAAGAAAGAUUCAGACUAAUUAUUUCGUAAAAUACAUUUUAUUUACGUUUACAUUAAAUUGGAUUUGAGGGUUCUGCGCAGUUGCAUUAAUCUAUGUAAUAGAGUUAAAUAGAGAGUCCAGUUACGUUAGAACAUCAUGCAUUCUCAUUUACAUAAAAAACGAGAAAGAUAACGUCAUGAUAUUUUACCAAUAGUAAACUUUUAACCUAGACUAGUGCAAGUGGGCAAAAACAUAUUAUAUGUCAGUGUACGGAUACCCAAGUCUUUGGCCACUGGGCUUAAGACGGUUAGGUUAGGUAAGGCGUCUGACUUCAUUUGGCGACUGGCUAGAUCCGGAGUGAUUCCGAAUUAGGAUAGGAAAUGCAACUUAUCAUUGUUUUAUAUUGUUAGUCAAUUAAAUAUUUUAGUAAAAAUAUCGUUUAUCGCGCCGCGAAACCGAAAUUCCCGGGAGUACCGCAGGGAUCGAUUCUAGCGCCUGUUACUUUUAUUUAUUACAAUUGUACUAUUAUUUAUUACAAAUAUUUAUUAAAAAACGAACUUCAUACGUAUCUCGUGACAACAUAAUCAUGGCUCAUAAUAUGUAAUAAAAUAUUUAGUAUUUAUGUAAAAUAUUUAAGUAGGAUGUAAAUGGUAGUAGGAGAAUGUGUGAAUGUGGUCGCGGACAUCGCCAGAUGAGCUCAGAUGCCAAUUAUGUGCUUUUGAAGUAAAUUUGUAAAAUAAUGAAUACGCUUGACAAAUAUAACAGUAGAUCAUUCGGUUGAGUUUACGGAGCUUUUUUAUGACAUUUCCUGUUGACUAUAGAUUUAGCUAUGUGUUGUUGAAAUAAGUCGCCGAAAUUGGAUCUUAUUUUACGUACAGGGUUGUAUCUUGAUUUGCAAAGACAUUAGACACUAGACAGGCCUAAUUGUUCAAUUCUCUUCUUAAAUGAAAGACUGAUUCUCAUCGCCCCCCGCAGUGGAACCACGUAAUUUGUAUCGAAAAAUUGACC
Molecule: messenger RNA, 7130 nt
Organism: Aricia agestis (brown argus)
Lineage: Eukaryota; Metazoa; Arthropoda; Insecta; Lepidoptera; Lycaenidae
Product: cholesterol transporter ABCA5-like
Exons: 36
Coding region: 147-5681 (1844 amino acids)
Biological process (GO): lipid transport; transmembrane transport
Cellular component (GO): membrane; intracellular membrane-bounded organelle
Molecular function (GO): ATP hydrolysis activity; lipid carrier activity; ATP binding
Source: RefSeq, a predicted model, not a curated record